UUUCGCAGGUCGAAAGGUGCUGCGGGAAUGGGCUGGACCCUGCCAGCUGCCGGGUUGGCCCUCGUCGUCGUCAUAGUCAUCGUCGGCGUUGUGCUGUUAACGACGCAAGGUGGUCCGACUCCAGCUGGGAAGCUGGUGAGCAAGCCGAUCCCUGCAGGCGGUGGAGGCGGCGGAGGCGGCGGUGGAGGCGACAAACCUACAUCAGCGCCUAACGCGGUCAUUGCCGGUCAAGUUCCCUCUGGAGGUGAGAAGCCACCACAAAAGAGAGAAGAACUGAAAGCGGAGCAGAUCGAAGUGCAGACACUGUAUAUGCUCGGAUGUAUAGGUUAG
Dermacentor andersoni is the source of this 330-nucleotide messenger RNA. The record is from RefSeq and is a predicted model, not a curated record. Lineage: Eukaryota; Metazoa; Arthropoda; Arachnida; Ixodida; Ixodidae.